AUGUUUUUUUUGACAAUUUUUAUCGUUUUUAUCAAUUGCAACAAUAUUCAAGAUUUUGUAACAAAAGAAAAAAAUCAUUCUUUUGUUUUUCAAGCUAAAAAAGGAAAAAGUAUUGCUAAGGAUAAAGAUGGAAUCGUAAAACGCAGUUUAAAAGAUGAUGAGUUUCUUUCAGAGUACAGCAAUUGUCCAUUUAGGUAUGUUUUGACAGUUGAUCAAAAGCCAAACACCAAUGUUGAUUUAAAUGAAAUUAAUCAAGUUUCUAAAUUAUUUUUUUAUACAUUUGAAGCGAGUGUUGGCGUUCAACAAAGUUUUAGUAGGCUGUUUCCUAAAAAAAUUUAUUUCCAAGGAAAUCUACCUCUUUUUCAAGAAUAUGUUCGUAACUUUGUAUCUAAUGACUUUAAUAACGAGUAUAAAGAUAUAAGAAAAAGAUUUGUGAAACUCUUGGCUUUAAAAAGUUAUCCUUUAAUCUACAAAAUUAGGAAAAGUUCUUUUUUAGAUAUAAAGGAUGAAAAAACUCGAGAAUUCUAUUUUGAACUGUUUAAAGCCAUUGAUAUUAAGACUAAUCCUAAUUGUAUCUGGGAAAUAACUCAAUUAUUUGAUUUAAACAAGAUUAAUCGUGUCAUGGAAAAAGUUGUUGAUGAUAUUAGGAUGUUGGAAGAGUUGAAAAAGAAAGAGCGUUUAUUUUAUCAAGUAGUUGAAAAUGAUUUCGCGAAUGAUGAUUUUAAUAAAUCUUCCGAUUUGAUUGAGGUAAAUUAUGUACCAAUUCGUAGUUUACCAAGCUUUGAUAGUGGUUCUUUAUUAAAUUAA
Molecule: messenger RNA, 807 nt
Organism: Vairimorpha ceranae
Lineage: Eukaryota; Fungi; Microsporidia; Nosematidae
Exons: 1
Coding region: 1-807 (268 amino acids)
Source: RefSeq, a predicted model, not a curated record